AUGCGGUAUUCCGCUAAGAAAAACGUUACUCUCAUUCCCCUGCAGAAUAGAACAGUGCUUUCCCAAGGGUCCUCACGUGGAGGGAAGUUUCUUUUUAAUCAGAUAUUUGGCUUGACUAACCUUUUUACUGGAAAUACUGAUCUAUUUGAGAGUGAUGAUGAUAACGACGAUAAUGACACUGGGAGUGAUGGCGAGAAAGCUAAAAACUGCACAUGCGAAUGUGGAGUUUCCAAUCAAGAAAACCGCAUAGUUGGUGGCAAGCCCACUGGAAUUAAUCGCUAUCCUUGGAUAGCAAGAAUUAUAUAUGAUGGGCAUUACCAUUGCGGAGCAUCGUUGUUAACAGAGGAUUACGUUAUAACGGCUGCACAUUGCGUUAGAAGGCUGAAAAAAUCGAAAAUAAGGGUAAUAUUAGGCGACCAUGACGCGUCUACUACAAAUGAUGUCCCCGCGAAGAUGAGGGCAGUACUUCAGAUAAUCAAGCACAGAAAUUUUGAUCCUGACACAUUCAACCACGACAUCGCACUGUUAAGGUUAAGGAAACCUGUUGAGUUUACGAAGCAAAUAAGACCAAUUUGUUUACCUAAAACCCAGGAGCUAGCUGGAAAAACGGGAACCGUCGUAGGUUGGGGUCGAACUUCGGAGGGAGGAAUGCUUCCAAACAUAGUCCAGGAAGUUGAUGUUCCUAUUCUUACUUUAGGCCAAUGCAGGGCGAUGAAAUAUCGGGCGUCCAGGAUAACAACGUACAUGCUGUGCGCCGGCAAGGGGUCCCAGGAUUCCUGCCAAGGCGAUAGUGGCGGUCCCCUUCUGUUUCACAGCGGGGAUAAAUAUGAAAUCGUCGGAAUUGUGUCAUGGGGCGUAGGAUGUGGCAGGCCAGGAUAUCCAGGAGUAUACACGAGGGUCUCCAAAUAUUUGAACUGGCUAAAAUAUAACUUAGAAGACACCUGCUUGUGUAGCUAA
Messenger RNA from Anoplophora glabripennis (Asian longhorned beetle), 957 nucleotides. Its product is annotated as serine proteinase stubble. NCBI's taxonomy places the organism in Eukaryota, Metazoa, Arthropoda, Insecta, Coleoptera, Cerambycidae. The coding region runs from base 1 to 957 and encodes 318 amino acids. The transcript is spliced from 6 exons. Gene Ontology annotation, molecular function: serine-type endopeptidase activity. The record is from RefSeq and is a predicted model, not a curated record. Gene Ontology annotation, biological process: proteolysis.